GGGAAGCAGCUGGAGUCCAGAAAAGGAUCUAGUGCCCAAGAGACAGCCACCAUGGCCCAACACUUUAAAGCCACAAGCACUUGCCUCGUAUGCCUGACCUACCUGGAAGACCCCGUGAGCCUGAAAUGUGGGUUCAUCUGCUGCCGCCAGUGUCUCAGCUCACUGCCGAGGUCCCCCAGGGGACACGGGAUUAUGUGCCACACCUGCUCCGAGGUUUCUCAGAACAGUGAUAUCAGGCCCAACCAUCAGCUGGGCAGGCUGGUAUCAGCAGUCAGGGCGCUGGAGCCCCAGCUGAGAGACACCCUGCAGAUGAACCCGAGUUUGCGGAGAUUCCAAGAGGACGUGACCUUGGAUGUGGACACGGCCCACAAGCACCUCGAAGUCUCCGAGGACCUGAGGCGAGUCCACUGUGUGUACGUGGAACAGAAGCGCAGGGUCUGUCCCGAGAGGUUCAGCGUCACCUGCUGUGUGCUGGGCUCCCCGCAGCUCACGUCUGGCCGGCAUUACUGGGAGGUGGACGUGGGCACCAGCGCAGAGUGGAACCUGGGCGUCUGCAAGGAGUCUGUUUCCCGGCAGGACAAGGUCGUCCUCUCUUCAGAACGUGGCUUCUGGACCUUGAGCUGCAGGGAGAAGGACACCUUCCUGGCCAGCACCAGGCCAGCAACAGAGCUGAUUGUCAGUCCUGGCUUACGCCGUGUGGGUGUUUUCCUGGACUGUGAAAUGGGGACCAUUUCCUUUUAUCACGUGGGCGAUGGCUCCCACAUUUUUACGUUCCCUCCGAUUUCUGUGACAGAGCCCCUGCGUCCAUUCUUCGCUCCUGGAGUUCCUGGGAAGGCCGGCAGGAACUUCAUGAUGCUGUGCCCUGGGUGGAGUCCCAGCGUGUCCAGUGAGCAGGACAAGGCCACGAAGCCCUGAUCUCAAAGCCCUCACAGACAUGCCCUGAGUGCCCAUGGCCAUGGAUACCAGUUCCUGUGCUGCUGACCCAGUGUCCUGAAAACCACAGGACAGUUUGGGAAUCCCAAACACAAAUUAUAGGGAACUCUCACCUCCCACACUAAGUACUGUUAUGG
Artibeus jamaicensis (Jamaican fruit-eating bat) is the source of this 1070-nucleotide messenger RNA. RefSeq names its product ret finger protein-like 4A. The record is from RefSeq and is a predicted model, not a curated record. Gene Ontology annotation, molecular function: protein binding. Bases 52 to 915 code for a protein of 287 amino acids. The transcript is spliced from 3 exons. NCBI's taxonomy places the organism in Eukaryota, Metazoa, Chordata, Mammalia, Chiroptera, Phyllostomidae.